Molecule: messenger RNA, 456 nt
Organism: Ustilaginoidea virens
Lineage: Eukaryota; Fungi; Ascomycota; Sordariomycetes; Hypocreales; Clavicipitaceae
Exons: 1
Coding region: 1-456 (151 amino acids)
Source: RefSeq, a predicted model, not a curated record
AUGUCCCGUCUCCGUGUUCACGCCCCCCUGUCAUACUUUCCUUCUUGUAGAACCGGAGUGGCGGUAGCCAACUCAUCGACACAGCCGAGCGGCAUGGUGAGGCUGAUGCAGCAAUCCGGGGCCAGAACUGGACGAAAGCUUUCUGGCGCUAUUUCAACCCCCGGCGUGCUGGCAGAAAAAUUACGAGACGCUGCUCGGAGAGGACGGUGGAAACCAUCGGCUGAGGUUUCGAUCCGUCACCGCGUCCACCUGGGCAGCUCGAGCCGCACGAUUCUAUCGGGGAUAUCUUACAACUGGCCGAGGGCGAUGCCGCUACAUCUACAAGGACGAAAGCCUGGCCGAGGGUUAUGCCGCUACAUCUACAAGGACGAAAGCCUGGCCGAGGGUUAUGCCGCUAAUCUACAAGGACGAAAGCAUCUUGUCGAUGACUGGCGAGAUGCCACUCUCUUAUCUUAG